AUGGAGCUUGAUCUUGAACAAGCUUUGGAUUUUAUGGAGAGAAGACAUUUUAAAAGAGCAAUGAAAUAUUAUGAGAAGAAAAAGGAGAAACGAAGAUUUUCUCGAGAACAAAUCUCAAACAAUCCUGACGAAUCUGAUGUCCCUUCUUCAUUUCCACUUGGUCUUGAUUUCAAAUCGAAAAGCAAAAUAGAUGAACAAACUAGCUGCUUCUUGAAAAAUGAUAUCAAUGAAAAUGCUAUGGAUUGCCAAGGAAAUCUUACCAAUGUAAAUCAGGUCGAAAAUAUUCUUUCAAAUGAUGACGAGAUUAUUCAUUAUUUGUUCGAUGGUUUCGAAUUGUCUAAUGCCGGCUCGAAUAUUAACACUGAAGAUGUAUUGCAUUCUUAUACACAUAUUUCAACCAAAGAAUUUUCUUCAAAGUUAUUGACCUUAUUAAGAAGUUCCAACACCUGUAAAUCGCAAGCAAAUCGUUUUUUAUCGUUUAUAAGCUCAAUACUUCCAUCACCAAAUAAUGCUCCAAAGACAAUGGACGAUCUUUUGCAACAGUUAGAUAUCGAAAAUAAUAUUUUCAAGAAAUGUAUGUUAUGUACAAGCUGUAAUGAAUAUAUAUCACUUCGAAAAAUGUUUUGUUCUAAAUGCUUAUCAACGGAUGCGAGGAAUUUUGCCUUUGUGUACGAUAUGAACAUAGAAGAAUAUAUCAAAAAGGUUUAUGUGAGAUUCAGAGUCGAGAUCGAUGAAUAUCGAAAUCAACUUUUUUUGCGUCAAGAUAUGGAGAAAACUAACGACAUAGGAUUUAACCAUGUUUAUCAACAAUUGUUGAAGAACAAUGAAAACGAUGAAUUUAUUACAUUUUUAUUGCAUAUCGAUGGAAUCAGUUUAUCAAAAUCAUCUAAUUUGAAAAUGUGGCUGUUCUCUGGUUCAAUAAUUGAGUUACGUCCUCAAUUACGAAGUCAUCGUUACAACAAUAUUAUUUUUUCAUUCUGGUUUGGCUACAAAGAACCUGAUGUGAAGAUUUGGCUGCGAAACUGUACGAAUUUGAUAAGAUUAGUAAAAACAAAAGGUUAG
This is a messenger RNA of Adineta ricciae, 1062 nucleotides long. The record is from the annotation of a GenBank genome assembly. NCBI's taxonomy places the organism in Eukaryota, Metazoa, Rotifera, Eurotatoria, Adinetida, Adinetidae.